Molecule: messenger RNA, 2450 nt
Organism: Nematolebias whitei (Rio pearlfish)
Lineage: Eukaryota; Metazoa; Chordata; Actinopteri; Cyprinodontiformes; Rivulidae
Gene: keap1b
Product: kelch-like ECH-associated protein 1b
Molecular function (GO): protein binding
Source: RefSeq, a predicted model, not a curated record
CUUUGUGUUACGUAGGCAGGCGGCGCGGAAACCUAAUCCCGCCCGGGGUCUUAUGUAAGGACCCACUCGUGUUUUGGUGCAGCCUGUUGUACUGUGUGCUGGAAGAGGAGUCCACGGGACGUCGAUCAGCCCCACCACCACCACCACCACCCCCGUCGUCUGUUCCUACGCUGCUGAUCGCUGCACCUUCAGUGUCGGACUCUUCUGACCGAGGCCAAAGUGUUGAUCGCACACGCUUUUACUUCAUUCCUGCCCUUUUGAAGGUUUGAGCUUAGAUUUGAGCUGCAUUUUAAUUUCCUCAUUGGAGACAAAUCGUUCGUAUGAGAAAGUGUUUCGUAGAGGCCGUUUGGUGUAACGUCCAGCUUCAGUCGGUGAUGGAGACGGUCCAGGAGACGCUGUCGUUUUAUUUGAACUGAAGGAACGAUCAACGUUCAGUCGUGUUGCCAGAACAAACAGACGAGCGUAAUGGGAACCUGCGUCAUAGUUCAACAUUAACUUUUAUUUCUGCAAAGUUGGGCGUGAGCGGGGGAGCCUUGACUUCCAGAGUUUCAUGAUGUUGGAGCGCCGUGUAAAGACACAGCCAGCCACGAGUGGCGUCUCCACCGCAGCCCCCAGCUGAGCCGUGCGGUGCAACCCGCUCCGUAACGGGACAAAGCUUUUCUUUCAUCGCCGCUCGCUCGACAACCAUAGGACGUCCUCCAUGGAAGCUGGAGCCAUCGCUUUAGCUUAAAAGUUGCUUUUAUUUCAGCCGUGUGUGCACGAGGUGCAGGGAUGUCUCGUAACGCCGUGCACCGUCCAUGAGAAGGAGCUUGAAGAAGAGGGAAAGGGUUUGUUGGAAAUGACUGAGUGUCUGACAGAAUACAAAGCGCUGGUGACUCCGUCCACGCGCAAUGGGCACCGCGUCUUCAGCUACACGCUGGAGAGCCACACGGCGGCCGCCUUCGCCAUCAUGAACGAGCUGCGCCUGGAGCGGCAGCUGUGCGACGUCACGCUGCGUGUGCGCUACAAGGACCUGGAGGCCGUGGACUUCGUGGCUCACAAGGUGGUGCUGGCUUCUUCGUCCCCCGUCUUCAGGGCCAUGUUCACCAACGGCCUGAAGGAGUGCGGCAUGGAGGUGGUUCCCAUCGAAGGAAUUCAUCCCAGGGUGAUGGACAGAUUGAUAGAGUUUGCCUACACUGCCAGCAUCUCUGUGGGGGAGAAGUGUGUCAUUCACGUGAUGAACGGUGCCGUCAUGUACCAGAUCGACAGCGUGGUCAAAGCCUGCUGCGACUUCCUCGUCCAGCAGCUCGACCCCAGCAACGCCAUCGGCAUCGACAGCUUCGCCGAGCAGAUCGGUUGCACCGAGCUCCACCAGAAGGCCAGAGAAUACAUCUACAUGAACUUCAGCCAGGUAGCAACCCAGGAGGAGUUCUUCAAUCUGUCCCAGUGCCAGCUGGUCAACCUCAUCAGCCGUGACGAGCUCAACGUGCGCUGCGAGUCCGAAGUCUUCCAGGCAUGUGUGGCCUGGGUGCGCUACGACCAAGAGAACCGUCGACCGUACGUUCAAGCCUUGCUUCAGGCCGUUCGCUGCCAUUCCCUCACCCCCAAUUUCCUCCAGACCCAGCUGCAGUCUCUGGACUGGGACCCUCCGUGCAAGGACUACCUGGCCCAGAUCUUCCAGGACCUCACGCUUCACAAACCAACCAAAGCAAUUCCUUUCAGAACGCCCAAGGUGCCGCAGCUCAUCUACACAGCAGGGGGGUAUUUCCGCCAGUCUCUCAGCUACCUGGAGGCUUACAACCCGUGUUCAGGGGCGUGGCUGAGGCUGGCGGACCUGCAGGUCCCCCGCAGCGGCCUGGCAGCCUGUGUGAUCAGCGGGCUGUUCUACGCCGUGGGCGGCAGAAACAACGCACCUGACGGCAACAUGGACUCCAACGCCUUGGACUGCUACAACCCCAUGAACAACUGCUGGCGUCCGUGCGCGCCCAUGAGCGUUCCCAGGAACCGAAUCGGCGUUGGUGUCAUCGACGGCAUGAUCUACGCCGUUGGUGGUUCUCACGGGUGCAUUCAUCACAACAGCGUGGAAAAGUAUGAUCCAGAGAGGGACCAGUGGCAUCUGGUCGCCCCCAUGUUGACACGCCGUAUAGGUGUCGGUGUUGCAGUCAUCAACCGGCUGCUGUAUGCCGUCGGUGGCUUUGACGGGGCCAACCGGCUCUGCUCCGGUGAGUGCUACAACCCUGAGAGGGACGAGUGGAGGACCAUGGCCCCCAUGAACACGCUGCGGUCCGGAGCUGGCGUGUGCGCGCUCAACAACCAGAUCUUUGUUAUGGGAGGAUACGACGGCACCGAGCAGCUGAACACCGUGGAGCGCUACGACGUGGAAACAGAUGCGUGGAGCUUCGCUGCCUCCAUGAGGCACAGGCGCAGCGCUCUGGGAGUCACGGCUUUACACGGACGCAUCUAUGUAAUGG